GGGUCUACCACUGCCACUGCCUCGGCCGGCCCCGGCCAACCUGCCUCCGCUCCCGGUUGCCAGUUGCCACCUCGUCUUCGCGUCGUUAGCAGUGUCCAGUGUCCGGUGUCGAGUGCUCAGUGCGUUUAGGUGUAAUCCCAUGUGUUCUAGAGUGGAGCCGUGUAAGCCGCGGUGCUUUGUCGCAGUGACAUGAGGGUGUCGCCUCCAUACUUGUUGUGCCUUUUGGUUGUCUUCACCGUCCUCUCGGCCGCUCAGUGCAAGAAAGACUGCGCCACGCGGUUGGCGGCAUGUGAAGGGAAGAACCCGACGGCGCGGCGUCCGAUUUGCGGCUCCAACAACCAAACCUACCAGAACAGAUGCGCCCUGCUCCGGGCCCAGUGUCUUCAGAGACAGAACGUCACCGUCAAACACAAGGGCCGCUGUAGAGAGAAGCAGCCAUGCUGGAAGGUGCUGAAUCAAAAAAAUUACGGUUACACGCCACAAUGUCGAGCCGAUGGGCGGUAUGCUCCCGUGCAGUGUCACGAGGAGGCCGCCUUCUGUUGGUGUGUGACGCCAAUGGGCAAGACCAUCCCCAACACUUCGGUCGCCCACGCUUUGCCCAAAUGUCCUCCAAGAGGUAAAUCGAAAAAGCAGGGCCGGAAUAAUUCAAGAAACCAAAGAAGAAAUUGUGAUGCUGGAGACAGAGCGCAAUUUGUAAAUAAUCUUGUAUAUUUUUUUAGCACAGAAUAUAACAGAGAUAUUUCUCAAAAUAGCAAUUUUAGCAAAGAAAAUCCAUCUUCAAAAGAAAACUUGAAGCAGGAAGCAGUGAAGUGGAAAUUUUCUGUCUUGGACGUUGAUAGAAGUAAAAAUCUAUCCAAAGCUGAGUUCAGGAAUUUAAGACGGCUUGUCAAAAAAGUUGUGAAACCGAAACGUUGCGCCAAGUCAUUCAUUCCCCUUUGUGAUGAGAACAAAGAUGCUUUCAUCACGGAAAUUGAAUGGAUUAAAUGUCUUAGUUUUGGACAUGAGACCAACAAGAAAGACGAUGGAGGAAAAGAAUCUUCAGCUUCACCGGCGAAGGAAGUGAAGAAGGAAACACCUGAGGUCGAUCAAUUUGAGGAAGACUCGCAUGCGUUGGGCAGCAUGGACGCCGAAGAAGAUUUGCUUCCCUAUGAAGGAGGGAUAGACGGGGACUCCGACGAUUCUAAACUACCCAUUGAAUCUGUUCCUGAAGCUGAUCCGAUGGAGGCAAGUGGAUGUCUUUAUGAUAGACAAACUGCUUUGGAUGAGUUACAGUUCAGGCCUACUCCAAACUAUGUUCCAGAAUGUACACCCGAUGGAAGGUACGAGAAGGUGCAGUGCUUCAAGUCAAAAGGUUACUGUUGGUGUGCUCAUGAAGAUACUGGGAAAACGAUUCCAGGGUCAGCUAGGUACAACCAAAGGCCAUCUUGCGAUACGCUGCAGUCUCCUCCCAGACCGAUGAAAGGUUGCCCAGAGGCAAAAAAGGUUCUAUUUUCACAGGAUCUCACCAGAAUAUUCAAAGAAACGUUAUCAAAUUACAAAUCAAGUAACGGAAGUGAAGUGACUUGGGCAUUAGGAAAUGAAGAGCAAAUUUUAACCUCCUACUUCCAGUAUCUAGAUGAAAGCAAAAACAAGUUUUUGGAGAGGAAAGAAUGGAAGCCAUUCCGAACGAUGAUGACUGGAAAUAAGCUAUUGCAAAGAUGUGGGAGGAGGCUUAACAAAUAUUGUGAUGUAAAUCAAGACAACCGAAUAAGCCUAACAGAGUGGUUGGCUUGUUUGAAAAUUGUGCAAAUGAAUCCUCAGCAAGGGAUGAGUACAAUCAUACCACCACACAAUUUAAAAGGACCCAAUCCAUUGGAUAAAUAUUUAAAAGACAAUUAGAGAACUCCUGCAAUGAAAACUCCUGCAAUAAGAAUGACGAACUUUACAAAAAAUAGUUUUAUGAACAAAAUUUGUAUUAUUUACAAAAACAACAAGAUAAAAAAGAGAGUUUACAAAGUUAAAACAAAAGCUUGAUCUCAUAGAAUUUACUGGUACAUAUAAAUUUGUUCAUGUAAAUUUCUGCAAAGUGUUGUUUAAAUCUUUCCUGCAUUUGUGGUACAGUAUUACAUAAAAACUUUGCAGGAUAGGUUGACUAUCCAAAGUUUGUUGCUGUCAUUAGUAGUCAGAGAAACGAUUCAAGCGCUAGUUUUACCAGUUAAGUUUCUAUUUCUGACUAUAAGAAAUCUGAUGUAGCAAGCUUGGAGUAAGUCCAAUGGUAUAGCCUGUUUGAAAUAUCUUGUCCUUUUUCACUGUGCACACAGAAUAGGGAGUUGCUUCUUCUGCGCUGGCAGCAAAAAAGGAAAAUUUAUCUGAGACGGGCUCAACAUACUAUUUUGCAUACUUGGAAAUUAACCUCAUAUAUUGUAGGCAAAUUGUAAAAUCAAGUGUUUUGUCUAGGUAGAGAGUUAACUGAUCUUUCUCCACAUAAUAUACUGAAUUUUUUGCUGCUCUUAUUGCGAAAGAAACUCUGAAGAUGCAAAAGUAUAACAAGUCAGUUUUUGCUCGUCUGUAGAGAACCAAAAUCUUCUGAACUUCAAGCACACUUUCACACCUCCAUUUGACAUAAUAGUUGACUUAAAUAUUUGCCUACAACGUAUGCAUACCCAUAUGGUAAAAGAAGUGCUGGUGCAAAUGAUACUGACUGGUACAGGUUUGAGAUAAAUUAGGCAUCAAAUGCCAAUUUAGUUGUAAAUAUUUAUCUCCAUAAUUUUAAAUGUUAUGUUUUAAAUUUAGGUAAUGAACAUAAUUAAGUUAGAGAGUUGGACAGCUUCUUUCUCAUAACAUUACUUGAAAGAGCUUCGGCCUCUGGAAACAAUGAGAAUUAAAAAAUUGGAAUUAAGUGGGUGCACUUUUUUCCAGAUUUCUGUUUACUUUACAAUGGUAAAUCCUGUCUGAUAAUAGCUAAACGAGGUGAAGAUUUGUUCUAAUAAUACCAGAAUGACGGUCAUUUUUUUGGCUGAAUGUUAUUAUAAGGCCAAAAUAAAUUCAGCCUAAAUAAUAGGAUUAUAAGUAGUUCUACUGCUGUACCUAUUAAGUAAUGUUCAUACGUUUAACAGGUCUAUUUUCUACCAGAUAUCACAGCAAUUUUUUUCCAGUUAAGGGGUGAAUAUUUUGGUGAAUCUUAAUACUUUUUAUCUCAUGUUCAAAUUUAAAGUACCAAAUACAAAACUUUAAAGAAGUUGAGGCUAAUGUCAAUGAAAUCCUUAUCAUCAGAUAAUCUAUAGAGAAAGAAGCUGUCUUACCAAAAAUAUAAUUUUUGGAAUGCUGUUGUUUUCCCCCUUUCAGCCGAGUGAUUUUUUUUUCUUUCAUAUUUUUGUGAAUCACAGCAGAGUAUAUUCCUCCCUAUUUUUUAAAAAAAUAGAAAGACUUUACAAACUAUUGUCAUGAAUAAAUCAGAGCUACACAGUAAAAACAAAUAAUUUUUAACAAAGGCUUCUGUUGAAAACAUGGACUCUUUCUCUUUCACAAAAUGUAGGUUUGUACAGUUCAAUUGUAAAUACUAUUUGAAUACUUUCAGGUAAUUUAAUAAUUUUUUUCCCCCAUUAAACUUUCAACUCUUGGAUGAUCAAAUUUGAGAUUAUAGAUAUGUGUACAGUUUGUUCCGUGCUUUCAAAUUCUUUAUGGAGAAUUCACACACUUGAUUAUGACUUAUAAACUUAGAUGUUGCAA
Bemisia tabaci is the source of this 3708-nucleotide messenger RNA. It is a transcript of the gene magu, whose product is annotated as SPARC related modular calcium binding-like protein magu. Gene Ontology annotation, cellular component: basement membrane. NCBI's taxonomy places the organism in Eukaryota, Metazoa, Arthropoda, Insecta, Hemiptera, Aleyrodidae. Gene Ontology annotation, biological process: extracellular matrix organization. The record is from RefSeq and is a predicted model, not a curated record. Gene Ontology annotation, molecular function: heparin binding; protein binding; calcium ion binding.